Messenger RNA from Rana temporaria (common frog), 2041 nucleotides. RefSeq names its product squalene synthase-like. Gene Ontology annotation, cellular component: endoplasmic reticulum membrane. NCBI's taxonomy places the organism in Eukaryota, Metazoa, Chordata, Amphibia, Anura, Ranidae. Gene Ontology annotation, biological process: cholesterol biosynthetic process; farnesyl diphosphate metabolic process. Gene Ontology annotation, molecular function: squalene synthase [NAD(P)H] activity. The transcript is spliced from 7 exons. The record is from RefSeq and is a predicted model, not a curated record. The coding region runs from base 96 to 1451 and encodes 451 amino acids.
CCCUCUCUCUCUCUCUCAUGCACACUCACCUUCCCCUGUGCCCUGCCGGGGGGCGCCACUCCUGACUCUGUCCCCGGAGGAGACGUUCUCUCCCCAUGGCCAGUGCCAACUGCAAGGUGGCGGCCUCUCUGUUCAAGAGGACGCUGUGCCUGUCCCCGGCCCAGAAGCCCAGCGGACAGAGGUCUCUGCUGACUGUCAGCAGGCUGCAGGAGAGGGGGCUGAGGGAAGGCCGCACCGUCCACAAGUGCUUCUCCCCCCACAAUGUCCCCCUCUGCAGGUUUCAUGCCGUCUCUUUACCCCGACAGGACAACAUGAGCCCCAGCCUGAGGACCUGCUACAAGUACCUGAAUGAGACCAGCCGCAGCUUCGCCGCCGUCAUCCAGGCCCUGGACGGGGAGCUCCGGCACGCGGUCUGUAUUUUCUAUCUGGUUCUGCGCGCUCUGGACACUGUGGAGGACGACAUGACCAUAGGGCUGGAAACCAAGAUCCCCAUGCUGCACAACUUCCAUACCUUCCUCUACGAAGCUGACUGGAGGUUCGAGGACAGCAAAGAGAAGGAUCGCCAGGUGCUUGAGGACUUCCCAACAAUCUCCCUGGAGUUCAGGAACCUGGCUGUGGUCUACCAGGAGGUGAUUGCUGACAUCUGUCAAAAGAUGGGGGUGGGGAUGGCGGAGUUCCUGGAGAAGCAUGUGGAGUCUUUACUGGAAUGGGACAAGUACUGUCACUAUGUAGCCGGUUUGGUGGGGAUUGGCCUGUCCCGUCUGUUCUCUGCAUCUGAGCUGGAGGACCCCAUUGUAGGAGAGGACACGAGGCUCUCCAACUCCAUGGGCCUGUUCCUGCAGAAGACCAACAUCAUCCGCGAUUACCUGGAGGAUCAGUUGGAAAGCCGAGAGUUCUGGCCGAAGGAGGUGUGGAGUAAAUAUGGGAAGAAGCUGUCGGACCUUGCCAAGCCGGAAAAUAUUGUGCCAGCCGUACAGUGUCUGAAUGAGCUCAUCACCAACGCCCUCCAACAUGUGCCUGACGUUUUGCUGUACCUGUCCAGACUGCAAAACCAAAGUGUGUUCAACUUCUGCGCAAUCCCUCAGGUUAUGGCUAUUGCCACACUGGCCGCCUGCUACAACAACCAGCAAGUGUUUAAAGGAGUGGUGAAGAUCCGGAAGGGCCAGGCUGUGACUCUGAUGAUGGACGCCACAAACAUCCAGGCUGUUAGGGCCAUCAUGUAUCAGUACGUGGAGGAGAUCUACCAGAAGAUUCCAAUGACGGACCCAUCUUCUGGGCGGACACAAAACAUUGUGGCUACUGUCAGGAAGUUGAGUUUGUCCAGUGGCUCUCUGGUGUCCCGGCACAGCUUUUCCCCCAUAUAUCUGUCCUGCGCCAUGUUACUGGCGGCCCUCAGUUGGCAGUACCUGAGCACCGUACAGGCCUCAGAGGAGGUCCAUACGGGCCAGUGACCCGGAACAAUUCGCUUAUAAUGUACCCAUCUCCAUUCAGUUCUCCAUGGUAGUAAUCUCUUCUGCAUCUCGGAGAAUUAUGGGGCUGGGGCCCUUCUGAGGACACCUAUUCAGCCGAGAUCCUUGCACUCAAAAAGCACAUUUAUCAAGCCUUGCUUGACUCAAACUGGCGUCUCAUCUCCAUGACGUUUAAUCCCAAGGGAGACACUGAAACUGGAUUUAUUCCAAAACUCGUAGCUAUAUCAGAUUAUUCUUUUGAAAGUAUUAGUGAUCGGACUAUAGUGCAGGUCUGGAUGGUACUGAAAGGAGCACUGUGGACCCGUAUCUAAGCUAUCCCAACAUGGCUGGAGAAUAAGUGGACUGUAAUAUAACCAAUGAGGUGGACUCUUGUUAUCCCAUAUGGUUUUCUGAUUGGGCUUUCAUGUUCUAAAUUGUUAUGGCUGACAUCAGCAUUAAUGACCCCACAAGUCUUUGAAUGUAGACAGGCUUAAGUACGUCAAAACUAAGGGAAAAGUCUAAAAUAUAAUAAUUAUAAAGGGAACGUAUUAAAGCGGAGUUCCACCUAAAAAUGGAACUUCCGCUUAAUCCAC